Messenger RNA from Tripterygium wilfordii, 1702 nucleotides. RefSeq names its product probable protein phosphatase 2C 59. Lineage: Eukaryota; Viridiplantae; Streptophyta; Magnoliopsida; Celastrales; Celastraceae. Gene Ontology annotation, biological process: protein dephosphorylation. The record is from RefSeq and is a predicted model, not a curated record. The coding region runs from base 492 to 1370 and encodes 292 amino acids. Gene Ontology annotation, molecular function: cation binding; protein serine/threonine phosphatase activity. Gene Ontology annotation, cellular component: cytosol; nucleus. The transcript has 9 exons.
CCCCGUAUUUCAAGCCAACUGGGUGACGGAUUUCAUAGUUCUUUUAAUUAUUUUUAUUUUUAUUUUUUUUUUGUGUUGCAAUUCUUUGAUUUACAAUUUUGGAGGUUUCUGCUGGAAACAACCCAAAAACUGAAACGAGAGAAUCAUCAUUCUCUCCAGUUUUCCCUUCCAUUCUCAUAUCCUUCUCUCUAGCUUUCCACCUCUGGAACGACAACUUUCCUUCUCGUUCUCGUCGUUUUCCAUCUUUAACGCCUUUUAAAGCCUCUGGGGUUGUUCCUUUUUCGCUAAUGGCUUUUCGUUUGUCUUCUCUCCUCCAGGUACCCUAGUUUUUUUUGGUCAAUCUCGAUAAUUCGUGAAAUUCUAUUGUCGUUGGAUAUCGCUGGCGUGCUGGAGUAGCGCUAUUGUUGUUUUUGCUGUGGUCUUUGUUGUUUUGUUUUGUGAUUUUGAUCAAAGAACAUUAGAGGUGGACAGUUUUGGUUUCAGCAAGAACGAUGGGCUAUCUUAACUCCGUCUUAUCAUCGUCGAGUCAGGUUUAUGCUGAGGAUGGACCUGUGAGCGGCGGUGGUCUCAGCCAGAAUGGAAGGUUCAGCUAUGGAUAUGCAAGUUCACCAGGGAAAAGAGCUUCAAUGGAAGAUUUUUAUGAGACAAGAAUUGAUGGCGUUGAUGGAGAGAUAGUUGGUCUGUUUGGAGUUUUUGAUGGACAUGGGGGUGCUCGAGCUGCUGAAUAUGUGAAACAAAAUCUUUUCAGUAAUCUGAUCAGCCAUCCAAAGUUCAUUUCUGAUACUAAAUCAGCUAUAGCUGAUGCAUAUAACCAUACAGACUCAGAAUUUCUGAAGUCAGAAAAUAAUCAAAAUAGGGAUGCUGGAUCUACUGCUUCUACUGCAAUCCUUGUUGGUGACCGUCUGCUUGUUGCAAAUGUCGGGGAUUCCAGAGCAGUUAUAUGCAGAGGUGGCAAUGCUAUUGCUGUUUCUAGAGAUCACAAACCUGACCAAACCGAUGAGCGGCAACGGAUUGAGGAUGCGGGAGGAUUUGUAAUGUGGGCUGGAACUUGGAGAGUUGGCGGUGUUCUUGCUGUCUCUCGAGCUUUUGGUGAUAGGCUUUUGAAGCAGUAUGUUGUUGCUGAUCCAGAAAUUCAGGAGGAAAAGGUUGACAGCUCUCUUGAGUUUCUUAUCCUUGCAAGUGAUGGAUUGUGGGAUGUCGUCACCAAUGAGGAGGCUGUUGCAAUGAUCAAGCCAAUACAGGACCCACAGGAGGCAGCAAAGAGGCUGCUGCAGGAGGCCUACCAGAGAGGCAGUGCUGACAAUAUCACUUGUGUUGUUGUUCGUUUCUUGGCAAACCAGGGGGGUUCCUCUCUCAGUGGUUCUGGGUAAGCAUCAUGGCAUUGAGUGGGGGUUAGUUCUUCCUAAUGGAGAAGAGAACUGCAAUAAAAGUCUGUGAUUAAUAGCUAGUCUCAGAAACACUACAGUAGCAUCUUACUGUUAUUUAUAGGGAAUGAAGAGGACUUAACUGGCAGCUAAUGUGUCUCGUAUUAUCAGCCUCUAGCCUAGAACUGUACUUGAGUAGUUUUUGUACUUGGGUGCUAAGUGUAACUAGAAUUCUGCAUGUAUGAAUAUGUAAAGAACCUGGAGACUAUGUUCUCUGCAUGUUGUAAAUGUGGUUUGAAACUAUUUGUCAUUUGUUGGGUAAGAUUUUCAUUUGUGUU